AUGGAAGAGCUAAGUAUUGAAUCCGAUGAGAUGAAAUUGUCAGAGGAAGUUGAUGGACAAGUUACAAGGGAAUGGAAGAGUUGUGAGUCCGACCAAGGUGGGUCUUCGGCCAUUGGAAGUUUGACCGACGACUUGGGUUACUUCUGUCUACCCAUCUGGAAAGGGAACCAAUAUGAGAAAGAGGAAGAAGAAAGGAGAACAUGGAGUGAUAAACUCGUUUCUAGAGAUCCUCCAUUGCCUGAACAUGUUGCUAAUUCUUGA
Molecule: messenger RNA, 261 nt
Organism: Prunus armeniaca (apricot)
Lineage: Eukaryota; Viridiplantae; Streptophyta; Magnoliopsida; Rosales; Rosaceae
Source: the annotation of a GenBank genome assembly